This is a messenger RNA of Beta vulgaris subsp. vulgaris (sugar beet), 2198 nucleotides long. RefSeq lists its product as uncharacterized. The transcript is spliced from 2 exons. Bases 1 to 939 code for a protein of 312 amino acids. Lineage: Eukaryota; Viridiplantae; Streptophyta; Magnoliopsida; Caryophyllales; Amaranthaceae. The record is from RefSeq and is a predicted model, not a curated record.
AUGAGAGAGAAAGAGUUAGAGAGAGAAAGAGAAAAGCCAAAAGAAAAAAGCCCCAAUUCAUCUCAAAUUAGAAACCCUAGCCAACCAAAAAAUUCCCAAUUGAAUAUCUUCGCAUCUCAGAUUGCCCAAACUUUCCUGAUUAAGCUUUUCAUCGGCCUAUUAUGGGUCUUAGUAGUGAUAAUUGAAAUUCAAUUAUCAAGUUUGUCAUUAAUUCAUCAAAAACUGGUCACCCAAUUUGCGUUUGAAGUUUCGAGAAAUUUUUUCUUAGUUUCUCGGCUUCAUGUAUCAAUCUCUGAGAGUAAUUUGUUUCCUCUCAUGAAAGAUUUUCAGUUAAUUAUAUCUGUUUCCUUCCUACAAAUUUCGAUCCAGUCUUUUCAAUGGAUUAAAGGUUUCAUUUUUCGUCCGUUCAAAUUCAAAUUAGAUUUUCUGGCUAGGGUUUUUAGGUUUCGUGCUUCUAUUUCGAUUGCGGGUUUGAUUUGGUUCUCUGUUCUAUCAAUUGUUGCUGCUCAAUCUUCGGCUUCGUCUGGUUCUGUUCCAUUGUUGCCCAGCGUUCUCAGGUUGUUGCUGUUUGGCAGGGUUGUGAUGUAUGCCAUUCUUUUUAUUUUUAAAAGGCGUGGGAGAUUAAAUCUUGGGAAGUUUUCCCCUUUGGAUUCCCACCUCUUUUCAGAAUUAAAUCUAAGUUGGCCUCCUUCCAUUGUUGGGAGUUUGCAUUUUUUAUUUUUUCUGAAGCUUCAGUUAGCCUCCUUCCUUUUCUGGGAAGUUGCAGGUGCUAACUAUGUUGGAACUCAUUUAGAAAUUCUACCAACCAAAUUUAGAUGUUGGGGUAUGCAUCCAUUUCAAGAUUCUUCCUCCAGUACGUGUUCCAAUGUUAUGAUGAGUAUCUCUAUUAUAUUUCUCAGGAUGUCACUGUCUCUUUUAAGGAAUUUGGAUUCCCCUUGAAAGGUAUCCUCAUAGACUAUUAUCGAUCUGUGCAGUAUGUUGUCAUUCUCAUUCUUUCGAUUUGGUUAGAAAUUCGUUCUUUAUUUAUGGUUGUAGUACCCAUCUGUUAUAGUUAUUUCAUAAUGCUAUACACUGAAUUUGGAAUGGUUGGCUAUGUAACGAUCACCUCAAUGAAAUCCAAUCUAGACUUUAGAAGUUAUUGGAGUGGAUUUUGUUGGGUGUGUAGCAAAUAUUUGCUUUUCUAUAAAAACUCCUCUUUAGGCUAUAGAAGCUAUUGGAUUGGAGAUUUUUCAAUUUCUUUCUUCAAAAUUUAUUGCCAUAAAUUAGCCUUUUUGUGCCUAAAGCAGGCUUCAAAGAAAAAUGUCGACAUUUUCAAUAGAUCUAUGAAUUUCAUUAGUCAUAAGUUAUCAAGCAAGCAUCUAUUGAAUAUUCCUUAUAAGUAUUUGUACAUUAUUAUUGAGGAUGGCAUUCAAGGUAGUAGUUUAUUAAUUAUUCUCCCCAUCAUGUUAAUAGGGUGGUGGCACCCUAUAAGAGUUCUAGAGCUCAAUGAGUGUUUGCAGGUAUUAAUGGACUUUGGGUGGGCCCCUGCUCUUGUUGUGCUUUCAUUCUCUUCGACGAUAAUGUGGAAGCUUUUCAUUUCAAGAUAUCUGAUAAUGUUAUAUAAUAUUGUCAUUUUUUACUAUAGAUGUUUGGGAACUAAUCAGCUCCCUUUUAUGAUGCAUGGUAGCCAACUUUCUACCCUUUUGUGAAUCAAUAAUGUCUAUUGCAUGUUGGAAUAUUAGAGGCAGUGCUAGAAAGAACGCUUUGGUAGAAACUCGAGAUUUUUGUCUACAUAACAAUGUUAGAAUUUUGAUGCUUUGUGAAGUGAAAUCACAAUCCCCACCCUCUCAAAUAAUGAUUAAUCAAUGUGGCUUCCAUGCUUUUGACUUUAUCCCAACCAUAGGCUAUUCUGGUGGAUUAUGGUUAAUGUGGAAAACUUGUAAUAUUCAACCAUUUAGUCUCUCUAUUAUACAUAAAGCUGCUAGAUUUAUGUCUUGUUUAAUUCAUAUUGCUAGUUCUAAUAUUAGUUUUGUUGCUAUUUUUAUCUAUGCACCUGCUAAGAAAGAAUUCAAGAAAGAAUUCUGGUCUGAACUUAUUGUGUAUGCCCUGUCUCUUCAACUCCCUUAUGUAAUAUUAGGGGAUUUUAAUGAAAUUUCAAACGCAAAUGAUAAAAAAGGGGGUGCUACUGUAUGUGCCUCUAGAUUCAUUACCAUGAAUAA